This is a messenger RNA of Pseudozyma flocculosa PF-1, 1776 nucleotides long. RefSeq lists its product as uncharacterized. The record is from RefSeq and is a predicted model, not a curated record. The transcript has a single exon. Lineage: Eukaryota; Fungi; Basidiomycota; Ustilaginomycetes; Ustilaginales; Ustilaginaceae. Gene Ontology annotation, molecular function: transmembrane transporter activity. Gene Ontology annotation, biological process: transmembrane transport. The coding region runs from base 1 to 1776 and encodes 591 amino acids.
AUGUCGCAUCUCGAAAAGGUCGACACCGGGUCAUCGGCCACGGCCGUCAACCCCAACCAGCACACGCUGCGAAAGCGCCCCUACCGCGUCAGGUCGACGCCCUUCUCCGAGAUCCUCGACCACAAGUACGCCGGAUCGGGCACCCAGGAGGACCCGUUCAUGGUCGAGUGGCUCCCCAACGACCCAGAGAACCCCAUGACCUACUCGCAGACCUACAAGUGGAUCAUCACGGUCCAGGUCGCCAUCGCCACGCUCUGCGUCUCGCUCUCGUCGAGCGCGUACACGGGCGCCGCCAUCUCGCUCCGCGAGACGUUCCAGGUCGACCAGCUCAUCAUCACCCUCGGCGUCUCGCUCUUCGUCCUUGGCUUCGCCUUUGGCCCGCUCAUCUGGGCUCCUCUCUCCGAGGUUCUCGGCCGACGCAACCUCUUCAUCUUCGCCAACCUCAUGUACACCCUCUGGCAGGGCGUCGCCGUCGCAUCGCCCAACAUUGAGUCGCUCCUCGUCUUCCGCUUCCUCUCGGGCCUGUUUGGCGCGUCGCCCCUCGUCAACUCGGGCGGCACCCUGGCCGACAUGUUCAGCGCCAACCAGCGCGGCCUCGCCAUGGCCCUCUUCGCGGCGGCGCCCUUCCUCGGCCCUGCCCUCGGCCCCAUCACCGGCGGCUUCCUCGGCGAGUCCGGCGGCUGGAAGUGGGUGCUGGGCUACGUCGCCAUCUUUGCCGCCGUCGUCACGGCCGUCGGCAUCUUGACCCUGCCCGAGACCUACGCGCCUUACCUCCUCCGCAAGCGCGCCCAGAGGCUGUCCAAGGUCACCGGCAAGCACUACAUCUGCAAGCUCGACAAGGGCAAGGACCUGCGCCUCAAGACGAUGUUCUCGGUCGCCCUCAGCCGUCCCUGGCUGCUCCUUUUCCACGAGCCCAUUGUCCUCAUCCUCUCCAUCUACGUUGCCAUCGUCUACGGCAUCCUCUACUCGCUCUUCGGUGCCUUCCCCAUCGUCUUCCAGCAGGAGCGCGGCUGGAGCCCGGGCAUCGGCGGUCUCGCCUUCUGCGGCGUCCUGGUCGGCAUGAUCAUCGCCGUCGGCUACAUCGUCUUUUACGAGAACCCGCGCUACGUCCGCAUCGCCAAGUCGCUCGGCGGCGUCGCCCCUCCCGAGGUCCGCCUGCCCUCGUGCAUGGUGGGAGCCGUUGCCAUUGUCGUCGGCCUCGCCAUCUUUGCCGCCACCGACUCGCCCAGCAUCCACUGGAUCGCGCCCAUCAUUGGCUCGGCGCCGUUCGGCUUCGGCAUGGUCCUCAUCUUCCUCUCGCUCAUGAACUACCUCACCGACAGCUACCUCAUCUACGCCGCCUCGGUCCUCGCCGCCAACUCGGUGAUCCGAUCCCUCUUUGGUUUCGCCUUCCCGCUCUUCACCAAGAACAUGUACCAGAUCGGCGGCGCCAACGGCAUCCACUGGGGCCCGGCCAUCGCCGGCUUCCUCGCCCUCAUCUGCCUCCCCUUCCCCUUUGUGUUUGCAAAGUACGGAGCAAAGAUCCGCGCCAAGUGCAAGUACUCGUCCGAGGCGGCCGCCUUCCUGGAGCAGCUGCGCGGCACCUCGCAGCCCGGGCCCGAUGGCAAGCCUAGCCCCGUCGCCGAGCCCAACGAGGCUUCGGGCUACGACGGCGAUGUCGCAGACGACCCGGAGCUGCUGAGGCAGUACACCUCCCACGCCGACGUCAUGCCCGGCGACGGCGCCAUCACCAACGUCAACUCGAGCUGCAACCACAGCAGCGUCGGGCAUCCCUAG